CUCAAUUUAUUGGUGUCUUGUAAAAUGAGUUGAUGCAAACUAGAAGCUAACGCAUGGCUUUUCAUGCUAGCUAGCUAACAGUUGACCUCUAUGGCUGCAAGCUAACUAGCUAGCUUACUUGCUAUAUACAGCUAGACAGUGGCUUGCUCUCUGUUGAUUCAUUGAUUUGGGGUGGCAGGUAGUCUAGUGCGUUGGGCCAGUAACCGAAAGGUUGCUGGGUCGAAUCCCCGAGCUGACAAGGUGAAAUCUGUUCUGCCCCCGAACAAGGCAGUUAACCCACUGUUCCCCGCUGAACUUAUCAACAACAUGGACAAGAAAGCAACAUGGGACCGGUUCUACACAGAAAACAGCAAGGCAACCAACUUCAAGAAUUUUGAGUGGUUCUUUGGUUUCGACGCAAUCCGGGACUUCAUCUUGCCCAUGCUGCAUUCACAGCCCAACUCUGAUGUCCUACAUGUUCUAGACAUGGGCUGUGGUACCUCUGCCCUAGGACCCUGCAUAUACAGAUACUCUCCCUGGCCAGUGCAGGUGACCUGCGCUGACAUCUCCGCUAUUGCUGUGCGCCUUAUGCAGGAACACACAGAAACCAAAGCCCUGCAACCUCAGAACACUUCCUCUAAGCUGGACUUCUUAGAACUGGACUGCACUCAUCUCCACAAACACUUUGGUUCUGAGAGCCUAGACCUCAUUCUAGACAAGGGCACCAUAGAUGCCUUGCUAAGGUCGAGGGAAGGUGGAGCCAAGGCCAGCCAGGUGCUUAAGCAGUGCCUCAAGGUGUUGAGGGACUCUGGGUCUCUCUUUCAGUUCUCAGAUGAGGACCCUGAUGCCAGGAUGUUGUGGCUUGAGAAAGAGGGCCGGGAGCCGGGGGUGAUGGUUGCCGACGUGGGGGUGCAGGAGGUGGGGGAGCUAAGGGGGGUAACUUAUUACUGCUACCAAGUUACAGCUCGUCCUAUAGCACAGUAGAUUGUUUUUGUAUCGCUGCGUAGCUCCAUAAUGCACCCGAGUCAGGGAGUGAACAUGUUUUUGACAUGCAUGAGAUGCGACUGUAAUAAAUAAUUAAUUUCUUGAUCCAA
Salmo salar (Atlantic salmon) is the source of this 1073-nucleotide messenger RNA. It is a transcript of the gene cskmt, whose product is annotated as citrate synthase lysine methyltransferase. NCBI's taxonomy places the organism in Eukaryota, Metazoa, Chordata, Actinopteri, Salmoniformes, Salmonidae. The record is from RefSeq and is a predicted model, not a curated record.